This is a messenger RNA of Heterotrigona itama, 733 nucleotides long. NCBI's taxonomy places the organism in Eukaryota, Metazoa, Arthropoda, Insecta, Hymenoptera, Apidae. The record is from the annotation of a GenBank genome assembly.
AUAGAUAGGAUCGAGAAGACAAAGAAUUUAAGGGAAACUAAAAAGCAAAGUGCAGGCAAAAUUGCAAAGCAAUUGACAAUAUUUACGGACAGUGAUUUCAUUAUUGUUUUAUGAAAAUGUCCGCAACAGUGGACACCAAAUAAAUUUUUUGCUAGGAGAAACAGUUGAGUUUUGUUAUAAAAUCACACUCAGAUUUGAACAAUAAACUAGAAACAGUGAAAAUAUAUACAACUUGUUCACUAUAAAAUUCUCUACACAAUUCCACUAUUGUUAUUAAAAUUAAUUAUUAAAAGAGAAGUUAAAGGAUUUUCUACAUGACAAGAACGAACAGAUGGUAGGUUGGCUUCGUUUCAGAAGAAAUGUAAAAUUGGUAUCUACAUUUAGAAAUAAACUGUUGCACGAAGAAUUUGUAUCGUGCUUUCGUGGUGAAAAUGGUUCCAAAGAAGAAUUAUUUGUUAAACUUGAAGUAGCAAAACGCGAAAGGCAAAUUAAAGAAUUUAUGCUUAACAAGAAGAGAAAAGAGUCAAUAAUUCAAAUAACUCAAUCUGUGAAAUUGAGAAAGAUAAAAUUACUGUUAAUCGAGAAGAAGAUCGAGUACAAACAUAAUGAACAGUUCGAGUCUAUGAAUUCGACUUUGGGAAUGAAAUUCAACGUUGCGGAAAAUAUACUGAGUAAGAGCAGAUGCUUCUCCAGUUACAAUUCGAAAAUUGUGAAAGAAUCGAUUUGUAAAUGU